UCAUUGCUUCACUUCCCACUGGUCGCUGGGUCAAUCACAAGCAACCCACACUCUAAAAUAUUUACAGAGUAAAUAUGUAUUGCUCUAAUAUUUAGACUAAGGGGGGCGAAAUCUGACCUCCUUAAAAAGCAGAAUACACUUAAAAGGACGCAAGGAGAGAAAAGAAUCAGUUUAGUAUUCAUCCCGUUUCAGUUUGAACGCGGUUAUAGCAGUUUAAGUGAAAAAAAGAGGAAAGCAACAAAAUGCAUGUUGCUUCCUUACGGUUGACUGUACAUGUAUUGUGGUUGAUCUAUUUUGUAAAUCUUGCUUUUGCGGCUAAGAAACUUGAAGGUGAAGAAGAAGUGAACUCAAGGGAUAUCCGUUCUUCAGGGAACGCUUUAGGUUCAGUGAGUUUCCUUCAGAAGUUUGGAUAUCUGCCAAAGACGAACAGAUCUGAUGGUUACGUAGAUAUUUCAAGCUUCCACAGAGCACUGAGGCAGUUCCAGCGAAUGGCGCACAUCCCAGUAACGGGUGAAUUGGACGCGAAGACGCGUGAAAUGAUGCGAGCGCCACGGUGCGGUAUGCCAGACAUGGACAACUCGGACCCCAGGGGCCCUCAGCAGUUUAGAGCUCAAGGUUCAAGAUGGCGGAAGACGGACCUCACGUGGAAAGUGAUAAACUAUUCACCGGAUCUGAGCCAGGGAGUACAGAGGCGCGCGUUUUAUCAAGCAUUUGAACACUGGAGCAAGGUGACCCCACUUACAUUUAGAGAGACUCGUGGGACAGCUGACAUUGUCAUACAAUUUAGCAGGUACAACCAUGGUGACGGAUAUGCUUUUGAUGGAAGAGGUGGAAUUCUUGCCCACGCUUUCUUCCCCGAGAACGGCGACACACACUUUGAUGAAGAUGAAACCUGGACGGACAAUACGGACUCUGGGACCAACCUCAUGAUCGUAGCAACGCACGAGUUUGGCCACGCUCUCGGUCUCAGUCACUCCGAGGUGCGGGGGGCACUGAUGGCCCCAUACUACCAAGGAUUUGAACGGUCUUUUGCCUUACGGGCAGAUGAUAUUCGUGGAAUUCAGAGUAUUUAUGGUCCCAGAAGAACCUCAGUGGUCACCAGGCGUCCAGUGCCACGCGUGACCUACCUCCCUCCAGUACGUCCAACAAGACCGCCUCCACCGCGACCCCGCCCCACACAGCCGCCCACUGGAAGAACACCGUCAUGGUGUCGGGAUUCUUUUAAGUUUGAUGCCAUUAUGGAAGUGUCUUCCUCUGUUUAUUACGUGUUUCGCUCACAUCGUGUGUUCAAGUUGAAUGAGCGAGGGCUGAUGAGGGGGUACCCCAAACCUAUCAAGAGUGAAUUCCCUAAUGCUCCAAAGAACGUGGGGGCGGCAGUACAUUCUACGAGGACCAGAUAUUCAUAUCUCUUCAAAGGACGCUACGUCUGGAGAUACUACGGAAAUCGAUUCAUCUCCAAGACCGAGAUUCGCGACCGACUGUACCCUCGCUCUCCUCAGGCUGGUCUGGUGUGGUCCAACGGCAACAUCUACCUCUUCUACAACUCUUACUACUAUCAGUUUGAUGAAAGGGGGCAAAGAAUUGCCCCUGGUUACCCUAGGUCUAUUGGCUCAUACUGGAGAGGAAUACCCAGCAAUGUGGAGGCGGCUGUGCUGUCCGUACGAGACAGAUAUACCUAUUUCUUUAAAGGGAAAAAUUACUUCAAAUAUGACAACUACAGGAGAGCGGUCGUGCGGGGUUAUCCCAGGAGUAAAGCUUCUUCCUGGAUGGGCUGCGGUAGAAGCACUCCAAAAUAAUCCACACCACACGUUACCAAGCCGGAUUUUUUUCUUAUCUGGAAAAAGUGACUUAAAUUUGUAAAUAGGUUUUGCUCAGAUAUAUUUAUAACAACGAAUGGUGUAUGCCUGUGUUGAGCGCAGGUCCUUUUCAUUGAUGUGUUUGAGGAUAUUUUGCUAUGAAAAAAAAAA
Molecule: messenger RNA, 1967 nt
Organism: Lingula anatina
Lineage: Eukaryota; Metazoa; Brachiopoda; Lingulata; Lingulida; Lingulidae
Product: stromelysin-1
Biological process (GO): extracellular matrix organization; collagen catabolic process; proteolysis
Cellular component (GO): extracellular matrix
Molecular function (GO): zinc ion binding; metalloendopeptidase activity
Source: RefSeq, a predicted model, not a curated record